Messenger RNA from Pelecanus crispus (Dalmatian pelican), 3078 nucleotides. Lineage: Eukaryota; Metazoa; Chordata; Aves; Pelecaniformes; Pelecanidae. The record is from RefSeq and is a predicted model, not a curated record.
UUAAUAGUGUUCUUUAAUGUUCAGGAAGAACUUACAGAAGGCAGGAGUCUAUAUGCUUUGGUCACCAUGUCUGGAAUUGGCAAUAAACGGGCAGCUGGAGAGCCUGGCCCUUCUGCACCUCCAGAGAAGAAGGCAGGGGUUGAAGAUUCAGGGACCACAGUGGAGACCAUUAAACUUGGUGGUGUUUCUUCAACGGAGGAGAUGGACAUCCGGACCCUACAGACGAAGAACCGGAAACUGGCAGAGAUGCUGGACCAGCGGCAAGCCAUUGAAGAUGAGCUACGGGAGCACAUUGAGAAGCUGGAGCGUCGGCAGGCCACCGAUGACGCCUCUCUGCUGAUUAUCAAUAGAUACUGGAAUCAGUUUGAUGAAAAUAUCCGCAUCAUCCUUAAGCGCUUCGACCUGGACCAAGGUCUUGGAGACCUUUUGUCUGAAAGAAAAGCACUGGUGGUACCAGAACCUGAACCAGACUCAGACAGUAGGGAGGGACUGGAGCCGGCAUUCUCCUUCCUAGCUACUCUAGCCAGCAGCACUAGUGAGGAGAUAGAAUCUCAGCUGCAGGAGCGUGUGGAAUCUUCCCGCCGUGCUGUUGCCCAGAUUGUGACGAUGUAUGACAAGCUGCAGGAGAAAGUGGAUGUGCUGACCCACAAGCUGAAUAGUGGAGAUAUUUCAUUGAUGGAAGAAGCAGUCCUGGAGCUUAAUACCUACCUCUCACAUGAAAAUGGACGACUGCAGGAGCUGGCUGAUGUUCUUCAGGAGAAGCACCGAAUCAUGUCUCAGGAGUUCUCCAAGCUGCAAGAGAGAGUGGAGACAGCAGAAUCUCGGGUGUCUGUUCUGGAGACUAUGAUUGAUGACCUUCAGUGGGAUAUCGACAAGAUACGCAAGAGGGAGCAGAGGCUCAACCGACACUUAGCGGAUGUUCUGGAACGAGUAAAUUCUAAAGGCUACAAGGUGUAUGGAGCUGGGAGCAGCCUCUAUGGGGGCACAAUCACCAUUAAUGCCCGCAAGUUUGAGGAGAUGAAUGCAGAGCUGGAAGAGAAUAAAGAGCUUGCUGGGAAUCGCCUCAGUGAGUUGGAGGAACUACGCCAGGAUCUUGAAGAAGUAACAACACAGAAUGAAAAACUCAAGGUUGAGCUGCGACGAGCAGUGGAAGAGGCUGUGAAGGAGACCCCAGAAUAUCGCUGCAUGCAGUCCCAAUUUUCUGUUUUGUAUAAUGAGAGUCUCCAGCUGAAGGCACAUCUUGAUGAAGCCCGCACUCUGCUUCAUGGCACCCGCACCACACACCAGCGCCAGGUGGAACUAAUUGAGAGGGAUGAGGUCAGCCUUCACAAGAAACUACGCACAGAGGUGAUUCAGCUAGAGGACACCCUGGCACAAGUCCGCAAAGAAUAUGAGAUGUUGAGGAUAGAGUUUGAACAGACACUUGCUGCCAAUGAACAAGCAGGCCCAAUUAAUCGGGAGAUGCGUCACCUUAUCAGCAGCCUCCAAAAUCACAACCACCAGCUGAAGGGAGAGGUGUUAAGAUACAAGCGCAAACUGAGAGAGGCUCAGCAGGAAAUGCCAGAAAAGAGGAGGAAUGGUAGUGCUCUCUUACAGUCCCAGUCCAGCACUGAAGACACAAAGGAGGAACCUCCAGAGAUCAAGCAGGAACCUGAUGAUCCUUCUGCCCAAGUGUCUGUCCCCAAGGCUGCUUCUGAAGAUGUUAAUGAAAUGAAGGCCAGGCGAGAUGAAGAGGAACGGGAGCGAGAGAGACGGGAGAGGGAGAGGGAACGAGAGAAGGAAAAAGAGAAAGAGAGAGAGCGAGAGAAAGAGAAAGAAAAGGAAAAGGAACGAGAGCGGGAAAAGCAGAAGCAGAAGGAAUCUGAGAAGGAGAGAGAGUCCAAAGAGAAGGAGAAAGGGAAGCAUGAAGAUGGAAGAAAGAAGGAGGCUGAAGCGAUCAAGCAACUGAAGGCUGAGCUCAAGAAGGCUCAGGAGAGCCAGAAGGAGAUGAAGCUGUUGCUAGAUAUGUACCGCUCUGCCCCCAAAGAGCAGAGAGACAAAGUGCAGCUGAUGGCAGCUGAGAAGAAGGCAAAAGCUGAGCUGGAAGAACUGAGGCAGAGGGUGAAAGAAUUGGAAGACAAGGAGAAAAAGGAGAGUAAAAAGAUGGCUGAUGAGGAUGCCCUCCGCAAGAUCCGAGCAGUGGAGGAACAAAUUGAGUAUUUACAGAAGAAACUAGCUAUGGCUAAGCAGGAGGAGGAGGCCCUGCUGUCAGAAAUGGAUGUCACAGGCCAAGCCUUUGAAGACAUGCAGGAACAGAACAUCCGCCUGAUGCAGCAGCUGCGGGAGAAGGAUGAUGCCAACUUCAAGCUGAUGUCAGAACGCAUCAAGUCCAACCAGAUCCACAAGCUGCUGAAAGAGGAGAAGGAGGAGCUGGCAGACCAAGUUUUGACACUGAAGACACAGGUGGAUGCCCAGCUGCAGGUUGUACGUAAGCUGGAGGAGAAGGAACACUUACUGCAAAGCAGUAUUGGAACAGGUGAGAAGGAACUGGGUCUCCGAACACAGGCCCUGGAAAUGAACAAACGGAAGGCCAUGGAUGCAGCCCAGCUUGCAGAUGAUCUGAAAGCCCAGCUAGAGCUGGCUCAGAAGAAGUUACAUGACUUCCAGGAUGAGAUCGUGGAAAACAGAGUAACUAGAGAGAAAGAGAUGUUCAACUUCAAAAGGGCUGAGGAAGAUAUUUCUAGGUUACGCAGGAAGCUGGAGACCACUAAGAAACCUGACAUGGUUCCCAACUGUGAUGAGAUACUAAUGGAAGAAAUCAAGGAUUACAAGGCCCGCCUGACCUGCCCAUGCUGUAACAUGCGCAAAAAGGAUGCUGUGCUCACAAAGUGCUUUCAUGUCUUCUGUUUUGAGUGUGUGAAAACACGCUAUGACACCCGGCAGCGUAAGUGCCCCAAGUGCAAUGCUGCCUUUGGUGCCAACGACUUCCAUAGGAUCUACAUCGGUUGAUUUUUUCCCCUGGAGUGAUGGAAAGUUGCUGCUUAUGCUGACCUCCCAGCAUCCCUCACUUUCUGUGACUGUCACCUUUGGGGCAGUCAG